AUGACUAUUUCUAAAAAAGAAGUCAAAGUGAAGAAAAAGAAAAAGAUAGAGGGAAGGAGAGUCUAUAUUAUAGGAGAUUAUGAUAGUAAUAGAAGACCUCAAAGCAAUAAGAGUACUAUUGAAUACACUCUAUAUCAAUUGUAUUAUAAAGCAUGGUUUAUUUCAAAAUGCAAUUGCGGUAUAUCCUCAAGUUCGAUAGACUUGGCCAUUGUUAUAUAUAUAUAUAUAUUGAUAUAUUCGCUGGAGAUGAACCAUUUAUAUGCAUAUGGACAUGCUUUAAAUGUGGACAAAGUGUGGGAUAGUGCUAAAUUGACCUGUAAUUCGAAAGAAAAGAAUAAAAAAGAAAACCUCUUCGAAUACGAACAAUAA
This is a messenger RNA of Phycomyces blakesleeanus NRRL 1555(-), 369 nucleotides long. RefSeq lists its product as hypothetical. The coding region runs from base 1 to 369 and encodes 122 amino acids. The transcript is spliced from 4 exons. Lineage: Eukaryota; Fungi; Mucoromycota; Mucoromycetes; Mucorales; Phycomycetaceae. The record is from RefSeq and is a predicted model, not a curated record.